GUUUGGCAACGGCGGGAUUUAUAGUGUGAUAGAAGUAUUAGAGAUUUCCUUAGAAAUAAACAAUGGCUGAACUUGUAGAUGACAGUAUAGAAUUAUUACAAGAUAUAUCGAAAUUGAAAGAUGUUUUAGAUGAUAGUGACGACGAUGAAGAGGAAGAGGAAGAGGAAGAGGAAGAGGAAGAGGAGGAGGAGGAGGAUGAAGAUGAUGACGAAGAUGGGGAGAGUUCUAAAAAUGAUUAUUACUGUGAGGAUGAUUGGAUUCCUGAAGGAAAUGAUUCUCUAAGAUUGAAUAAUGAUGGUCCAAUUGGAAAUACAUCAAAGAAGGAUUAUUUGUCAAUCCUACAGAAUGAUUUGAAUUUUAUGGCUCUAGAACCCAAUAAUGAUCUCAGGAUGUGCCUUUUAAUGAAUCAAUGUUAUCAGAAUGCAUUAAUGGAUAAAAUUUCACAGUUGGAAACAAUUUUGGAAAGUAAUUUAGAGCAUCAGUAUCCACCACUGAAUGAAGAUGCUAAAAUUAAAAUUAAAAAUAAAGAGAUUACAGCUUAUGUUAUACCUAACAAAACUUGGACUGACAUUGAAAGAACAAGUUUAGAAAAAGCAGUUGCUUCAAACUUUAAAGAAAAAUUAUUGGAUCCUUUGUUUAUGAAGAAAAGUAUAACAAAAGAAAAAUUGGCUCUCCAAGAUUUGAAUGAUGAAGAGUAUUUAACAACAGCUAGAAAAUUAGAAGAAAUUCAAGCUCAAAUUACAAAUAUUAAGUAAGUAAAA
Centruroides sculpturatus (bark scorpion) is the source of this 761-nucleotide messenger RNA. Its product is annotated as rRNA biogenesis protein RRP36-like. The transcript has 6 exons. Lineage: Eukaryota; Metazoa; Arthropoda; Arachnida; Scorpiones; Buthidae. The record is from RefSeq and is a predicted model, not a curated record. Bases 63 to 755 code for a protein of 230 amino acids.